GACGUGGAAUUUAAUCCGAACUUCCGCCGGGAGAAACGGAAGGCGGAGGACGAGUUCCUUGACAACACAGACAUAAAGAAGGCCAAACUUGAGACGAAGGCUCUGAAGGCAAAAAGGCCUGGGUUUUCCGAGGAGCGUUACAACGAAACUUCAUACUACAUAGAAAAUGGUCUGCGGAAAGUCUAUCCCUAUUACUUCACGUUCACCACCUUCACCAAAGGACGCUGGGUGGGAGAAAAGAUUCUUGACGUGUUCGCCAAAGAGUUUCGAGCACAUCCUGCCGAGGAAUAUGAGCGGUGCAUUAAGAGUGGGACCCUGACGGUCAACUACGAGAAAGUGGACGUGGAUUACCGCCUCAAACACAAUGACUUACUCGCAAACAUCGUGCACAGGCACGAGGUUCCGGUGACGAGCGAGCAGAUCCCCAUCGUACAUGUGGACGAGGAUCUUGUGGUUGUGGACAAGCCAGCUUCCAUCCCUGUACACCCGUGCGGCCGCUACCGACACAACACUGUCGUCUUCAUCCUGGCUAAGGAGUACAAUCUCAAGAACCUCAGAACCAUCCACCGCCUCGAUAGACUCACGAGCGGCCUCUUGCUGUUUGGAAGGACCCCAAAGAAAGCCCGCGAAAUGGAGCAACAGAUCCGCACACGUCAGGUGACUAAGGAGUAUGUGUGCCGAGUGGAAGGAGAAUUUCCAAGGGAACACAUUGAAUGCAACGAACCGAUAGAAGUAGUCAGCUACAAGAUUGGGGUGUGCAAGGUCUCACCCACUGGCAAGGACUGCCGCACCGAGUUCACACGACUCUCCUACAACGGCAAAACAUCAGUGGUGCUGUGCCGACCCCACACUGGACGUAUGCACCAGAUCCGAGUGCACCUUCAGUACUUAGGCUACCCCAUUGUGAACGAUCCCCUAUACAACCACACAGUCUUUGGCCCCAACAAAGGCAAAGGUGGCAUUGUUGCCAAGACAGAUGAGCAGCUGAUCCAAGACUUGAUCAAGAUCCACAAUGCAGAGAACUGGCUGGGGAUGGAUGGGGAUGCAGAAUACUCCAUGUUCAAGGGACGUGAGAAGACAGACAAUGAUGAAGAGGGAGGAUCCCAGCGCAACACGCCAAGCCCCAAGGAAAAGUCUCCUUCAGCCGCAGAUGCCCCACGUGUGACAUCUCCACCUGCACUCAUUGCCCAGUCGGGCUAUGCUUCACCCAAAGCCCUCACUUCAUCACUAGACAUCCAACCCUCUAUGGUAGGAGCUGAAGCAGUCCCACCGAAGACAAUAAAUGGCUGCAGCAGUGGUCUUGUUGGAAGCGAUGGCCUUGGUGUGGUGUCUGCAGGAACCCAGACUAGUGAGGGAAGCAGAGACUAUGGCUACCAGCCCCGGCUCAUGACAGUCGAUGAACACUGCUAUGAAUGCAAAGUGAGAUACCGUGACCCUAAGCCCAGAGACCUUGUUAUGUAUCUCCAUGCUCUCAAGUACAUGGGACCAGGAUGGCAGUAUGAGACAAAGUUGCCUGAAUGGGCCUCAGAAGACUGGAAGGAACCUGAGGAUGACCAUUAGAAAGAGGAAGCCCUGAUUUUACAAUGAAGACCUGAAGAGAAAGACAGACAGUGAGGGGAAAAGGGUCUGACAGAUGAAUUUGAUUUCAUAAAGACAGAAUGACUACCUGUAUGUAAAGAUACCUGUAUGUAAGUGUAGGAUUCAAUAGCAGUAGACUGUAGGACUGAGGAAACCUGACAAUGAACUGCUACCUCACAAGGUGUUAUCUGCAAAGCAUUUGAGUAAGAAAGAAUUUGAUCAAUAAAAUCAGUUUUACAGAAGGUUAUGGGUGGCCCUAUAUUAGUUAUGAAAUUAAAUGCUGAUUAGGUCAUUUUUAGGACCAUAACUAAUCUGUUAAUGUAAAUUUAGAUCUAAACAGAUGAUUUAAUAUAUCUUGUUAUUGUUUGGAAAUGAUUCAUAUUUUAAAUAAGAACUGUUGUUCUACAGAAGAAAAGUAUUAUUAUAACCAAUAUUGCAUUCCUACAUUACAGUAAGACCUGCAAAACCCCUUAAAUUUAUAAUAGGAAAUGCUGAUUGCAACUGCUAAAAAGUACAUAAUCUGAGUGAUGAACUCUGGUGCAGGUAUCAUAUUGAAUAGGUUAUAUUUUGCCUACAACUUAGCUACCGACAAUGACAGUGUUUUAGUAUUUUUAAUUGCCUGUAUUUAAUGGAAUUAGUUUUAGCUUUAUUUAUUGAUAAAUUCUUUCAAGACAUUAUACAUUAUAGUUGAACAUGGGAAAGCCAUGAACAGGAUAUGGAAAAAGUAAUUUGCUUGCUGAUUUUAGUGUUUAAGUCCCAUAUCUGCAUUGCUUCCUCAAAUAUUUCCUCACCCCUCAGUGUCACAGAAUGCUACUUCCAUUUCUCAUCUAGUUAAUUAUGUGUAAUUAUGACUGGUUUAUGUGUUACAGUCAAAUAAACUUUCCCAUAUUACA
This is a messenger RNA of Penaeus monodon (black tiger shrimp), 2471 nucleotides long. Its product is annotated as RNA pseudouridylate synthase domain-containing protein 2-like. Lineage: Eukaryota; Metazoa; Arthropoda; Malacostraca; Decapoda; Penaeidae. Gene Ontology annotation, biological process: pseudouridine synthesis. Gene Ontology annotation, molecular function: RNA binding; pseudouridine synthase activity. The record is from RefSeq and is a predicted model, not a curated record.